Messenger RNA from Paramecium sonneborni, 168 nucleotides. Lineage: Eukaryota; Ciliophora; Oligohymenophorea; Peniculida; Parameciidae. The record is from the annotation of a GenBank genome assembly.
AUGAAAAUGGUUAAUGAAAUAAACCAAAAUUUCGAUAAGGACUCUUUAGAAAAUGAUUAGGCUAAGUUAAGAAAAUUAAUGAAAUUAUCGCAUAGAGCAUUAGAUAAAUUAAAUAUCUUCAACUUAUAGAAAUAUGAAAAAGAUAAUUUUCUAGAGAAGGAUAAGUGA